Messenger RNA from Ipomoea nil (Japanese morning glory), 2710 nucleotides. Its product is annotated as peptidyl-prolyl cis-trans isomerase FKBP43-like. The record is from RefSeq and is a predicted model, not a curated record. Gene Ontology annotation, molecular function: peptidyl-prolyl cis-trans isomerase activity. Bases 139 to 2499 code for a protein of 786 amino acids. NCBI's taxonomy places the organism in Eukaryota, Viridiplantae, Streptophyta, Magnoliopsida, Solanales, Convolvulaceae. The transcript is spliced from 13 exons.
GUACAAACUGUCGUCAUUGCCCAUCGCGCACUAUAAAUUUAGCUAGGGUUAAAGAAAUAUUGCGUUAAGCUUUUCAGCCGUGGCUCCAUGUAUGCCAAUGGUUUAAAUUGGCAUACCACCUGAAAGAAUCCUUCGAAAAUGUCUUUCUGGGGGAUUGAAGUAAAACCUGGAAGACCAGUGACUCAUUACUUUGAUCCGACGAGAGGAAGGCUUCGAAUUUCUCAGGCAACAUUGGGCAUUGGUGAUGGGGUAACGAGGAGCUUGGUUCAGUGCAAUGUGGGGAAUAAGACUCCUGUGCUUCUGUGUGCUUUGUUGCCUGACAAGACGGAGUCUUGCCAUUUGGAAUUGGAAUUUGAGGAGGCUGAUGAUGUGAUAUUUUCUGUUCUUGGACCAAGAAGUGUCCAUCUAACCGGUUACUAUGUUGGUAAGAGUUUGCAUAGAAAUGAAAACAGCGAUACAGAAUCAUAUGGGGAGGAUAUUGCCAACACAGACAAUGAAGUAUCCAAUCAGUGCAGUGAUGAAGAUGAUUAUGAUGAUAGCUUUAUCAACGACGAUGAUGAUCCAGUGGCUUUCCCAUCUUCGCCUGCUCCAAGUGAUGGUGAUGGUGAUGGUGAUGGUGAUGGUGAUGGUGAUGGUGAUGGAGAUGGAGAAGGCAAACAUCCAGAAAACAGAAAAGGCAACCGCAAAAGACUUAAGAAGAAACACAAAUUAGUAAUUGAAUCUGAAGAAGACAACAGUUCACAAGAAAGUGAAGAUGAAGACGAUUGUUACUUGUCUGCAUCUAUCAGUAAAAUACCUACAAAGAAAUACUAUGUAUUUGAGUCUGAAGAUGAUAACAAUGCACAUGAAAACAAAGGAGAAGAAAGUUGUCUCUUGUCUGCAUUUAAAAAUAAAACACAUGCAAAGGCAAGAUCUUCAAAAUGCAGAGAAAAGAGGGGUAAGGUAACAGAUGAUGAGGCUACUGGUCAGGCAGAAAAUGGUGGAAGUGGUGAAGAUGGUAGAGAGGAAAAUGUUGAUGCUGUGGAUAUGACAAGUAUGAGUAACAUUAGCAAGGAUCAAUUAAGUGGCAUAGACAAACUCAUUUUAGCACCAGAACAUGAUUCUGUGACUGGAAAGAUCGCAAUGCCUAGCAAGUGUGAAGAUGCAAAGUCUCCUGAGGUUGCUGUCAGUGACCAGGGGGACAUGUUCACAAGUCUUAAUGCGGAGCAACUCACUGAGUUUGACAAGGAGCACCAAGUUCAUGUUGGAACUGAGCACGUUCAGAAAGUUGCAAUUGACCUGAAUACUGUUGAUCAUUCUGAUUCUUUAGAACCCCCUACUGAAGAGCAGGUUGAAAAUAGUCCAAAAUUAACAAAAAAUGGAAGUGACAGAAUGGGACUGCAUGAAUGCAAAGGUUCCAGUCCUGGUGGUGCUGUUGAAGAGGUCAAGCAAGUUGCUGAGGCUACUGAUAUGGAUGAGGAUUUACUGGCAACAACUGAAAAUACCAAUGUGUUAACUAGCACCCAGAAUAUUGUUGAUGAUUCUGAUUCUUUAGAACCCGCUCCUGAAGUUAAAGAUGAAAAUGGCGCAAAAUCGAAGAAAAGGAAAAAAGGGAGUGAUGGAGUGAAGCUGAAUGAAUGCAAAGAUUCCUGUCCUGGUGAUGCUGUUGAAGAGGUCAAGCCAGUUGUGGCUACUGAUAUGGACACCGAUGUACUGGCAACAACUGAAGAUAACAAAGUGCUAUCUAGCAUCCAGAAUGUUGUUGAUAGUUCAGAUUCUUUAGAAACCCAUGCUGAAGAGCAAGCUGAAUGUGGUCCAAAAUUGAAGAAAAGGAAAAAAGGGAGUGAGGGAGUGAGGCUGAAUGAAUGCAAAGACUCUAGUACCAGUGAUUCUCUUGAAGAGGCCAAGCAGGUUGAUGAGGCUACUGAUAUUGACAAGGAUUUACCGGCAAUGACUGAAGAUAAUGAAGUGCUAACUAGCACCAGAAGUAUUGAUGUAAAUUCUGAUGAAGCUGAUGGAUGCCAACUUGAGAAGAAACAUAAGAAAAAGAAGAAAAAGAAGACCAAAGUUAAGGAUGCUGAAACUAACAGUAUGCUUGAGUCUGAUAGGACCACCGCAAAUGAAAUAUCUGCCAAAUCUCAGGACAUGGAUCUGAAUCCAGAGUCCUCUCAAGUGAGGACCUUGUCAAAUGGAUUGAUUAUUGAAGACCUAGCAAAGGGUAAAGAAGAUGGAAAAGUUGCUACUCCAGGAAGAAAGGUGAAAGUUUACUAUACUGGCAAGCUAAAGGAGAAUGGAUAUGUUUUUAGCUCCAAUGUUGGUGACACUCCUUACAAAUUUUGCCUAGGUGACGAACAAGUUCUCGAAGGAUGGAACAUUGGACUUGAAGGUAUGCGUGUUGGUGACAAAAGGAGACUUACCAUCCCUCCGGCAAUGGGAUUUGGCAGUGAAGGACUCGGGGAGGAUGUACCACCAAACUCAUGGUUGAUCUAUGACGUUGAAUUGGUUGGAAUCCGUGGAUGAUUUUGCUGCUUGGCUUGGUUUGGCUUUUCUGUCAAUUUUGUAUCAAAAACCCCCAACUGAAUUUUUUUCUUCAGGGUUUUGACGACUGCAAAAUCUAGUUACUUGCAAUGGUAAUUGUAUUCGGCAUGUUGAAAUUAGGGAAAAAGAAGGUUUAGUUAAUUAUUUAUGAGAACCAAUUGAGUGAUCAAAUGAAAUAAAAUAUUGAGGAAAA